Messenger RNA from Harmonia axyridis, 1106 nucleotides. Its product is annotated as trypsin-like. The transcript has a single exon. The record is from RefSeq and is a predicted model, not a curated record. Bases 128 to 997 code for a protein of 289 amino acids. Gene Ontology annotation, molecular function: serine-type endopeptidase activity. NCBI's taxonomy places the organism in Eukaryota, Metazoa, Arthropoda, Insecta, Coleoptera, Coccinellidae. Gene Ontology annotation, biological process: proteolysis.
UGAGGCUCAAUCUUUUUCACUCUAAUGUCGGAGUCGAUGCACUACCACUCAAGGGCAUCUCUAUGUAUCAUUGGAAAAUAUCUAUGAUUAUUUUUCCUCUGUGAAUAUUUUCAAUGAACAUGUCAAAAUGAUUAUAAUCUUGACAAUAUUGGAGUUGGUGUGGAGGAUAUAUGCGUUGAAGAGUUAUCGGAACUCGGACAGAAUCAUCGGUGGAAGGCAAUGUUCAAUAGAAGAAAACCCUUUUGCAGUAUCAGUUAGAACAACUAGGAAGCUGACGCAUUUUUGUGGAGGGUCUCUGAUCAAACCACAGUGGGUUCUGACAGCUGCACAUUGUACGUACGAAUUUGUCAAUGAACCCGAGAAAUUAACCUGUGUAAUUGGACUGUCCGAGUAUCAUAGGAGUAAAGUACAAUCCAUCACAGCAGACAGGAUAAAUGUCCAUCAAUAUUACACAUUUCCAGCGAUUUUUCACGACAUUUCGCUUAUUCACCUACUCUGGCCUGCCCUAUUAUUCAAUAACGUUGGUUUAAUCGGAAUCCCAAAGAUUUCUCAAGAUUCAUUAGGUUGCACAAAUGGAAGAAUAACAGGAUGGGGUUCUAUGCGAGCUUGGGAUCCUGAUAAAGAUCUAAAGCCUACUAGUGAGCUCUCAACUCACCUGAUGUGUGUUGAUGUUAGUGUGAUGAGUAUAGAUGAAUGUAUAAAUAGGACCAGAGGACGAACCAAUGAGUUUGUCCUUUGCACACUCAUAGGAAAAGAUGCCAAGGAUGCUUGUCAGGGUGAUUCAGGAGGGGCCCUUUUUUGUGGAAACACUCAAAUAGGAAUAAUAGCAUCCGGAAAAGGAUGUGGAGUUUCGAAUAAUUUAGCUUACUACACCAAUCUCCAAAGGUACAUCGAUUACAUCGAGAAUACCGUUUCAGGAUGUGAAAAUAGGAUUAAGAACCUUUUUAUUGUUUUAUUGCUAUCUAUAACUUUUUAUUUGAUAUUGGAAAAGCGGUGAAUUUUUCAACUAAGAUCUCAUGAUAAGUAAUAUUGUUAUAAUUUUUUAUUGAAUUAUUGUUGAAUUGAAAAAUAUACUCUACGAAACUUGUCGGUGAAUCAUUUAUUUU